UCUGAUAUCCUAUGCCUUGGUACGUAUGUGUUAUCGCUCUAGAGCUGCUGACAGGUAUACAGCUACACUGGCUGAAAGGGUACUCUGCACUAUUCUUUGGAGUUGCCGCCACGGCAAUGACCGAAACAGUUGUCAUUGUUGGAGCAGGCAUAGCAGGCUUAGGAGCUGCCAAGAGGCUCGUGGAAGCUGGAAUCACAGACAUAAUCAUUCUAGAGGCGCAAGACAGAAUUGGAGGGAGAAUUCACAGCGUUCCCUAUGGAAAUGGCUUCAUUGACUUUGGUGCACAGUGGAUACAUGGUCAGCUAGGCAACCCUGUGUACAGGCUAGCACGAGAACAUGGUCUUCUAAUGGAGCCAGACUGUUACGAGGCAGAUCUACAUAAAACGUUUCCCCACCUCUGCAUAGAGGAGGAAAAUGUCAUUUUGCUGACUCCCCAGGGUGAGCGGAUGCCCGAGCAGGUCAUCGAGGGUACAGAACUUGUUAUCGAUGAGAUGAUGACAGAAAUGGAAGAGUUACCACCGGAUCACCCCGGCUUCACCUCUAUCAGCUAUACCUGAGCGAGAUAGACAAGGCAAGGUACAUGGCCGUGUACCACUCCUGGCGAAUGGCACAAAUGAUAGACGUUGGCAAUAGCCUGGAUACAUUGGACAU
Messenger RNA from Priapulus caudatus, 651 nucleotides. RefSeq names its product spermine oxidase-like. Gene Ontology annotation, molecular function: polyamine oxidase activity. The transcript has 4 exons. Lineage: Eukaryota; Metazoa; Priapulida; Priapulimorpha; Priapulimorphida; Priapulidae. The record is from RefSeq and is a predicted model, not a curated record. The coding region runs from base 12 to 557 and encodes 181 amino acids.